CCACGGGCUCGGAUCAUGGCGCUGCCGCGGAUCCUGCGGGCAGCCGCCCCCCGGCUCUACAGCAGCCUCCCGGCCCCGGUGCCGGUCCCAGCCCCGGCCCCAGCCGCCCGGUCCCCCGGUCCCGCUGCGGGUGACGGGCUGCUGAGCGAGCCUCUGAGCCACCCCGACUUCUUCAACGUGAAGGAGCUCUUCUCCAUGAAGGAUCUCUUCAAUGCCCGGGUGCACCUGGGGCACAAAAAGGGCUGUCGGCAUAGGUUCAUGGAGCCCUACAUCUUCGGCUGCCGCCUGGAUCAGGACAUCAUCGACUUGGACCAGACGAUGGAUCAUCUCCAGCUGGCCCUCAACUUCACCGCCCACAUCGCCUACCGCAAGGGCAUCAUCCUCUUCAUCAGCCGCAACCGCCAGUUCUGCCACCUGGUCGAGAGCACGGCAAGGGAGUGCGGGGAGUACGCGCACACGCGCUACUGGCAGGGCGGCCUGCUCACCAACGCCCACAUCCAAUUCGGGUCCGGCGUCCGCCUGCCCGACCUCAUAAUCUUCCUCAGCAGCCUCAACAACGUCUUUGAGCCCCACGUGGCCAUCCGGGAUGCCGCCAAGAUGAACAUCCCCACGGUGGGGGUGGUGGACACGAACUGUAACCCCUCCCUCAUCACCUACCCCAUCCCCGGGAACGACGACAGCCCCAGCGCCAUGGAGCUCUACUGCAAGCUCUUCAAGAUGACCAUCAUUCGUGCAAAGGACUACAGGAAGCAGAGGGAGGUCUUCCACAAGCUCCAGAGCAAAGAAGAGGACAAUUAGAGCCACUUCGUGCUGGCUGAGGGACAGACAUGACUGUGCCCAGCAGCUGGAAAUGGGUGUCCUGCUCUGCUCCCAUGGCUGCUGCACCCACAGCAUCGCUCUGGUCCUGCACCCAGAGCUCUGCUUUCAGCAGAGCAGUGCUGAGGGAUGUCUCCAGCUCAGAAAUAGUUUGGCUGGAGCGUUCUGAGGGGAGACGGAGCAGGGCCAGUCUCAGCUCUGUCCUUGUUUGGCCCUGUUGCAAGGAGGCACCUCUGUCCUGAGGCCGUCCUGUUCCUGAGCUAAUGGUCUGGCAUGAAACCAUGCGUAUCGCGCACCUCUUUUUGUGACAAAUAAAGGGUUUUGAUCCUUU
Messenger RNA from Anas platyrhynchos (mallard), 1147 nucleotides. RefSeq names its product mitochondrial ribosomal protein S2 (gene MRPS2). The record is from RefSeq and is a predicted model, not a curated record. Gene Ontology annotation, biological process: translation. Lineage: Eukaryota; Metazoa; Chordata; Aves; Anseriformes; Anatidae. Gene Ontology annotation, cellular component: mitochondrial small ribosomal subunit; ribosome. Gene Ontology annotation, molecular function: structural constituent of ribosome.